CGGGUUAGCGGAGCAUUAGCAGCUAAACCGAAGCGCGAGUCCUAAACCUUUCCGGUGAAUGUGAAUUAGGCCGAAGCAAGGCCAGGCCAGGUGAGGUGGGGUGCGCGCGCAGGUCGCCCGGGCCCGGAUGUUGGUCCGUCAUCCUGUCUGUAUCUGCGUCCCAGGAGGGAAGGAAGAACGGAAGGAAGAGGAGGAAGGAAGGGGAGGGUUCAUGAGGAAAAAGAUGAGAGCAGCGGGCUGUCAAAUGUUGGUUUGAUGAGAGCAGCAGAAAUGCGGAUCGCGACAUUGAACCGGGUAGUGGUAGUAAAUUAAGUAGGGACACGAUAUCGGAGCACUGACAGCAGCAGCCGAAGGCAACCGAGCGACGGGACGAGGCGUGACGACGGUCAGUGGUAGGCAGGCAGCGUUGCUCUGCUGAGGGAGCGAGCGAUAGAGCACAAGAGGAGGGGGGCUAUGGGGCGUCGUCGAGCAUCACGAUAGGAUUGGAUUAUCGUUCCCAGACAUGAGCAGCAACUAUGAACGUCGAAUUGCGUUCGUGUCGGUGGUGUAUCGUCGCUGAGGAUUCGCGCAGAGUUUGUUGUCGAUUGAUCUGCUCGUCCUCGCAGAUUGACCCUGCUUCCAAUUUAGGGUUUUCUGCUUCUGCUGCCCUUGUUUCUGCCCGUGCAAUCGUUGCAGCGGGCGAAAAGCGACUCGACGCCUCUUCCUACGAGGGUGUCAGAUCCGGAGCUGCAAAAGUCUGGAGUAGAUUGAAGUCCAGUUCAUGGUUUUGGACCACCUCCGACGAUUUUUGCCGCGUUCUACGGAGGCAGAGAGAUUUUGGUGAUCACAAUAGGAGGAGGAACGGGGUUUGAGGAGUUUAGGUGAAAUUAAAUACAACCUGAGACCAUUUCUUCCUGGGCAGCCUAAACUCCGCGAUAAAAAAUUAUCUAUGUUUGUUUGGACGAUAUAAAUCUGAGAACGGUACUACCGGAGUGGGUGCGAAUUUUCUCUGCAUGAUUCUAGACACAGUGGAGCAGAUGUUAACACCCAUUGUUUUUUUGUCAAAACCCUAAUUCGAGGAAACUUAUUUCAGGUUUGAGACCUGGAAAAUCUCGAGAAUUAAGUUCUUGGAAACUGUAACAGGACCUUUAUGUCUGGGGGUGCUGAUUGCAGCAAUUAAUGUGACUGAAAGACUUUUGACUCUGCUUUUAGCCCGCGGCAACUCCCAAUGCAAAAGGGAGGUGUAGGAAUGGGGACUGACUACGAAAAGAAGCGUACCUCUUUUCCCAACUUAGCUGCGGAGAAUACGUACUCGUCUGAGUCCGGCUCUACUUGGCCUCCCUCACAGUAUGAAGGUUGGAAUUACAGUAAUCGUUCAGAAUUUGGCCAGUUUCCCCCUUCAUCAGCAGCAGCCCCUUCCACAUCUGACAGUGACCCGAAUCCUCAAAGUGAAACAACGGCCGCGGCAGCUCCGCAGGUGUCACAGCCGUGGUUUGGGUACUAUUCUUCCCAACACUUACAUCAUCAGCCUCAGCAGCAAGGAGGACAAGCUCAAUCCAACCAAGGACUGCCGCCUUUACCUUCAGUACCUCCCCCACAACCACCGCCACCGCCAGAACCAUCCACCUCCUUACCUUCAUGGAGUGCCGUUGUUGCUGGGACAACAGAAACAAGAGCUACCGAGGGCAGUGGGUUUCCAUAUUCAACUUACUACAAUCAGCAACAUCAGCAUGGACAGGAAAGCAAUUUUGGAGGACAGGAUGGGCAAAUGAAUAGUACUUCAAGCUCUAGUGCUUCGGCCCCUGGGUCAAAUGCAAACUCAAAUGGGUCGCACAACUAUGGACAGGUGUACGCUGGUUAUACUUCAUCCACCCCUGGGGACCAGUAUUCGUAUGGAGGCGGAAACUAUUCCAAUUAUAAUUAUGGCUAUCCUCAGCAACAAGGUAACGAUUCUUACUCUCAGAACAUGGGGACUCCAUAUCAAAGUUCAGGUGCUGCUCCUUAUCCGCCUGUUAACUCCUUUUCGAGCACAAGCUCGUAUACAGACAGCACCUCCUAUCAGAGCACAGGCACUUAUUACAAUGCUGGUGUCUAUCAGAACACGGGAGGUUACCCAACUUCGAACUAUUCUAGUCAUCCCAGCUCUUGGAGUGAUAACAGCUAUGGGAGCUAUGGUGGCUAUCCUGGUUAUUCGGGCUACUCUGCUACGGAUCAAAGUAACGCAGCUGGUUCUGGGGCUGUAUCGAAUGCGGGUCAAUAUCAGCAUGAUUACCAACCUCAGUGGGCUGAAUAUUAUGCCAAUAUGCAAAAUAACCCCAACUCCAGUACGGAUACCAACAGUGCUCCUGGAACUGCCCCAACGAGUACCCCACCACCGUCAUAUGCAAGUGUAGUUGCUCAGGGAACAGGCACCCAGCCUGUAUCUGCAAAUUCUAGUCAGCCUCCACCACCUGGGACCCAGCCUGCUUGGCAGCCGAACAAUCAACCUUCUAGCGCAGCUUCACAGGCAAAUACAACAUCAACCAAAGUUGGAAGUAACUGGGAUCCUAUGUCUUUGCAUGCUUCGCAAGCGGAUUCUUAUAAUCACAAUAUGCAAAGUCAUUUUCAAGGCGGCCCCCCCACACAAAAUAGCAUGAGCAAAGUACAGUCUCAGCUAUCAGCUCCUCCUGGUUUCCAACAAGUGCAAAUAUCGCAAUCGUCGCAAGUACAACAGCCUCUAAAGCAGCAGACUCAGCUGGAUGUUCCUACAUCUCACGGAUUUCAAUCUCAAGGUCACCAGCAAAUGAAUUCAGGCAUAUCGCACUGGAGGACGUCUAAGAUGCAGAUCCCCAAUAAUCCGAGGAUUGCCUCCAACCUGGGCAUGGCUGGAAAAGGAAGUUUUGGGAUGGAAGGAGGCCCCAAGCCUGCCUACAUUAGUGUCGGAUCUAAAGCUGGAAAGCUGACUUCGGAUGACGUCACGGACGCUACACUUCAGCCUGGAAUGUUUCCACCCGCCCUCAGAGCUUAUGUGGAGAGGGCUCUAUCAAGGUGCAAGGAUGAAGCUCAAAAGUCAGCGUGCCAAGACAUCAUGAAGGAGAUGAUUACAACAGCAUCACGAGAUGGAUCUCUAUUUACUAAAGACUGGGAUACUGAGCCCCUUUUCCCGUUACCAAAUCUUCCAUCAGCAUCUACAGGAAAAGAUGCUACGCACCGGGGAAUGGCCCCUAGUGGUGGGAUGAAGAUGCAGAGUAGCCCAAAUAAACGAAUGAAAAGUAGGUGGGAACCAGUCGGCGAUGAUGAGAUGGAUGAUAAGCAUACCUUGGGUAACCGGGACUCGAUUAAGGACAGUCUGCGAGAUAGGCACAAGGAAAGAGAUGGAUCGGCCUCGCCUCCGAAGUGGGAAAAGCGAGAAGGGCUUUGGAAUAAAUCUAAACUUGUACAGCAACAACAUUCAGCGCAGUCGAAUUUAGGGAAGCGGACACGAAAGGUUCCUAAAAGAGGCCGAAGACUUGGUAGCUUCAAUGGCUACCAAGCUGUCAGCUCCAGUGAAAGUGACGAAGAGGUGGAACAAAUCGGAGGGGUUACAUUGGGAGCACUGACAACUGCCGAGACUCCAGAGGAGAAGAAGAGAAGGCAGAGUAGAACAAAACGUUUUGACCGAGGCAAGGAAACAACGGGAGGUGCUAAGGGUGUAGGAAAAGGUAAGGCAGGGGUUGGUGGGAGCGCUACUGCUAGACGAGCUACAGCUCUGCAGUUAGCCAUGACCUAUGGAGAUGGUAAUGGGCGAGCUGUAGAGGACAUUGACUGGGAUUCUUUGACAGUAAGAGGCACCUGUCAAGAGAUAGAGAAGCGAUAUUUAAGGCUGACUUCGGCACCUGAUCCAAGCACGGUGAGGCCCGAGGAUAUUUUGAGAAAGGCACUGGCGAUGGUGCAGAGUACUUCCAAGAGUUAUUUGUACAGAUGUGAGCAGUUAAAAUCCAUUCGACAAGAUCUCACCGUUCAAAGAAUACGAGAUGAACUCACAGUUCAGGUGUAUGAAACUCAUGCUCGAAUGGCAUUAGAGGCUGGAGACUUACCUGAAUACAACCAGUGUCAGACACAGUUGAAAGGGUUAUAUGCAGAAGGUAUUAAAGGUUGCAUCAAUGAGUUCGCAGCAUACAGCUUGUUAUACAUCAUAUUUAACCAUGGGAAUAGUCGUGACCUCCUGUCGUCGAUGGCAAGGCUUUCGAGAGACGCACGAAAAGAUGAGGCUGUGAAACACGCACUUGCCGUUCGAGCAGCUUUGGCAUCCGGAAACUAUACUUCCUUUUUCAAGUUGUACAGAACAGCUCCAAAUUUGAGUCCCUUUUUGAUGGAGAUCCAUGCGGAGAAGAUGCGAUUCGAAGCAGUGAAGUGCAUGGCCCGUUCAUAUCGCCCAUCAUUACCCAUAACAUUCAUUGCCCGCAGUCUGGGAUUUAUGGCAAUUGAAGGAGGGGAGGAUAAGGAGGCCGAUGGGAUAGAAGAGUGUGAAGAAUGGUUGAAAUUACACGGGGCUCAUCUAAUUUUUGACAGCGUUUCAAAUGAGUCAGUUUUAGAUACGAAGACGAGUGCGACAACUCUAUUCAUGCCAGAACCAGAAGACGCUGUACCACAUGGAGACGCGAAUCUGGCUCUCAAUGAUUUCUUUGCCCGAUCGUAGUAUCUAUUUAUAAGUUUCAAUAUUUCUCCCAUCAUUUUUCAAUGAAUGCUGUCCAAUGAUUCAGCGUGAGAGAGAAGAGAGCGGCAAAGGAAGAGAAUGCUUGGUGGUUCUGUAUGUCGGUUUGUUUCUCCACAAAUCUACGUUGGUUCAUAUUGAGAUGGUUGUAAUUGAAAGUUUUUGUGUAGCUCUUGAGA
Messenger RNA from Marchantia polymorpha subsp. ruderalis, 4830 nucleotides. The record is from the annotation of a GenBank genome assembly. NCBI's taxonomy places the organism in Eukaryota, Viridiplantae, Streptophyta, Marchantiopsida, Marchantiales, Marchantiaceae.